Messenger RNA from Fibroporia radiculosa, 1368 nucleotides. RefSeq lists its product as uncharacterized. Gene Ontology annotation, biological process: acetate metabolic process; phosphorylation. Bases 1 to 1368 code for a protein of 455 amino acids. The transcript is spliced from 4 exons. The record is from RefSeq and is a predicted model, not a curated record. NCBI's taxonomy places the organism in Eukaryota, Fungi, Basidiomycota, Agaricomycetes, Polyporales, Fibroporiaceae. Gene Ontology annotation, molecular function: acetate kinase activity.
AUGCCGGACCUACACGCACCGUCUGACGGUCUCAUCCUCGCCCUCAACGCAGGUUCGUCAUCUCUCAAGAUAACCCUCUUCAAAAGGAAUGUCGCGGGAUCAUCCGACGCCGUAGAUCGAGUGGUUGAGCCCCUGUUGUUCUCGAACAUCACCAACCUUUCUUCCCCUCCAGCGUCUUUCACUUUCAAAUUUGCAUCGCAUGGACGAAGCCUCGAAGUCAAGAAACGCCCUGCAGAUAUAGUAUACAAUCAUGCGUCCGCCUUUGCAUAUUUUUUGGACUAUCUCGAUCAGGAGGCGGGUAUAGACAGGUCGUCCAUCGUGCAUGUCUGCCACCGCGUCGUCCAUGGAGGUGACUAUUUUGAGCCAGUGCUCAUAGACUCGGAAAGCUACCAUCACAUCGAGACACUCUCAGAUCUCGCACCACUACACAAUGGCGCGGCACUGUCGGUAAUAAAGAAGUGCAUUGAUGCGCUUCCGAAUGCGAGCUUAAUCGCCUACUUUGAUACCUCUUUCCAUCGCUCCAUACCGCUGCACAUCGCUAGCUAUGCAAUCAACACCACCGUCGCGCACGAACGCGGUCUCAAGAAAUAUGGUUUCCACGGGCUCAGUUAUGCAUAUAUCCUCAGCGCCGUCAGCGAACACCUCGAGCGCCCCGCUUCUGCGCUCAACCUCAUAGUCAUGCACCUCGGCUCCGGCGCGUCCGUCUGCGCGAUCGAGCACGGCGCUUCGCUCGACACGUCCAUGGGGCUCACGCCGCUCUCAGGGCUUCCCGGCGCAACGCGCAGCGGCGCCGUUGACCCUUCGUUGAUCUUCCAUUACACCAACCGCGCAGGACGCAUCACGCACGACCCGCGCCAGACGACCGACGUGCGCGUCACACAGGCGGAGGAGAUUCUUAACAUGCAGAGCGGGUGGAAAGCACUCGCUGGCACCCCAGACUUUGGCGAGGUUGUCGAGCGCAUGAAGCGCGUGGCCGCAGAGGACCGGGUCGCGGCUGGGAACAGCGGGAGCGACUUGCGUGGGUGGCAGGGUGAAGAGAAGUGGAAGUUGGCGUUUGACUUAUUCGUAGACCGUAUAUGCGGCUUCGUCGGUGCGUAUUACGUGCGGUUGGGUGGGAAGGUGGAUGCGCUUGUAUUCUCGGGAGGUAUCGGCGAGAAGAGCGCGGAAGUGCGUGAUGCGGUCGUCAGCGCUGCCACUUGUCUUGGAUUCGGGCUGGACAUUACGGCAAACACAGGCAUUCGAGGCAAGGAAGGUGUAGUCUUUGACAUAGGAUCAAAUAAGUACGAGCGCCAAGUGCUCGUGUGUAGGACAAAUGAACAGCUUGAAAUGGCUAAAGAAUGCGCGCUCGCUGAUAAAUUUUGGAAAUGA